Molecule: messenger RNA, 1296 nt
Organism: Cladocopium goreaui
Lineage: Eukaryota; Dinophyceae; Suessiales; Symbiodiniaceae
Source: the annotation of a GenBank genome assembly
CCGCGUCGUUUUGGAGCGCUCCAACGACGCGGAAAGCAUCCGGCCAUGCCACGGGGCCACUUGGGGGAUCUGGAUGUCGCUGUGCUACAGGAUAUUCCACAGGUCUGGAGCAAAGGGCUCGGGCUCGACGUUUCGCUCCCUGUGUGCCCACGACGGAGCGCUUUCCUGAACGAGAUCAGGAGUUCCUUCCAAGCGCCACCAGCAGCAGCACCAGCAGCUCCGGUGGGAGGGCCUCCAGGGGGAGGGUACCAUGGUGCCCCUCCACCGCAUGGAGGCUACCCUGGGGGCCAGCCGCCCCCUGGGGCUCCGGGUGGUGAAGCGGGGGCCAACGUGGCGAGUGGCGACGCAAAGACGUUGACCUUCACGACUCAGAUGGGCAAGAAGGUCGAAAUCAGCGGAGAAAGCUACGAUGCGUGCUUGCAAUCCUGUCGUGACUCUCCAGAGCUAAAGGACGCGCAGCAAAGCGGUGCCUUCGGUGUUGCUGACGCUGCUCUGGGUGGGGAAAAGGCCAACCAGGCGCGGUGCGCGGAAUUCUGUGAAGCUGAGUUCGAGUUGUUCUGCUUCCCUGGCAAUUCCAAGGUUAUGGUCCGUGGACGCGGAGCAGUGCCCGUGUUGCAGCUGCGCGUCGGGGAUCUGGCCUGGGCCGCCAUCCCAGAUGAGGAUGGCUGGGAGCUUCGCUUCGACCCGGUGGUGGCAUUUCUUCACCAGGCGCCUGAGCUGGAAGCUGAAGUCCUACGGAUUACGCAUGAACAAGGCAAGCUAGAACUCACUGCAGGCCAUUUGGUCUUCGCACAAAAGGAGGGCGAGGCCUUUGCGCCAGUCCCAGCCCGCAGCAUUCGCGCGGGGCAUCGCUUGGCAGCACCAUGGGUAGAUGGAAGUGUAGCUACACCUCAAGUGCUGCGCAUUGAUGCAGUUAGAAGAAAAGGGCUCUUUGCACCCCUCUUAGCGUGUGGUACUCUGCUGGUGGAUGGCACUGCCGCCUCUUGCUACGCAUUACCGACACCCAUUGCCGAGUCCUCGAGUUUUCGAAGACUGGUGGAGCUGAUUGGCUGGAGGAACCUGCACCCUUUGGCGCAGCUGUGCUUCUCGCCAGUCCGGACCAUGCACUACCCCAGGUGUGCAAAAAUCCAAUGAACAGACGCUUGUGGAGAAAGUGGAUAUGGUCCCGGAGAUGAACUCAGUAUAUCACCCCUACGCCUGGGUCCUUUACGUGUUGGGGGCCAAUCUUCUCUGAGCGAAAGUUCGACCGAAAAAAAAUUCGGGCAGAGACGAGCACAUGAAACGAGAUCGAACGGC